UGCUAGUCUGCACAGACCGCGACCGGACUGACGGCCUUCCCUUCCUCCACGGCUUUCUUGCCGCGCCGUGGCAGCGAGGAAGAGCCUUGCUACUACCACUAGUAGACCGCGGCUCUAGCAGCGCCGUUGAUAAGUUUUUAAAGUCGAAUCUUCAAGUAGAACCUUGAAGAUUAGUAACGUGCCAACCACUGCGGACUCGGACCGACCGCCGCCAUGGUUGCUCGUACAACUACUGCUGUCGUCGGCGGCCGUGGCGGGAGGUCAUCCGCCGUGCGGCCUGCAGUGCUGCCAGCCGUGCUGCUGCUACUCGCCGUCGUGCUGCUGCCGUGGACCGGCGUGUAUCAUCGCGCUGGCAACUCCCGCGGAGGGAUUCAGCUCGCCGCGGCGCAGACGGACUGCCCGCUGAUCGGGCAGGGUAUCGACCCGUACACGGCGGGGGCUGUAACCGAGAAGCCGAAAAUGUUCCUCUCCGUCCAACUGAAGAAGCUCAUCAGAGUGGAUGAGGUCAUGUACAGCUACGCGGCGUAUUUCCAAGUCGUCGCCACCUGGAGAGACCCAAGAGUGAACGACACGCUGGCCAUCAACAACGCCAUCAACGCGUUCGGCCCGAGCCUCACCGGACUCGCCACGGACAACUGCAAGCCGAACGUGUCGUUUUCGGGGUUCAACAUCAGCCAGAAGGAGGACUGCCUGAAGAACCGCAAGCAGAACAACCUGCCGCAGAUGGACGGGUGCAGCAAGAAGUGCACCCCAUCGGGCACCAUGUGCUGCGACUCCAUCUGGAUCCCCUCGCUCACCAUCGACAACGUGCUCUUCUACCCGCAGGACCGCUACCAGACAGAGAGCAUCUACUUCUUUGGGCAGUACAGCAACGAGUUCAGCUCCGUCGACAGAGAGGUCGUCGUGGGAGGCGAAUUCUCCUCACCUCUCGACUUCAAGAUGUUUCCCCUUGACACUCAGACGCUGCGGCUGAGCAUUCAGGUGGAGAGCGGGGAGUUCUAUCUGGUGCAGAGCAACUCGGGGCGCGAGUCAGAGCAGGGGGGGGGGCAGCUGGGGGGAGGGGGAGGCACGUUCGUGGUUGACGAGGUGACCGGGUGGAAGAUCAACAGCGUAGCGCUCAACUGCACGCCCGCUGCCACCACCGUCGCCACCACCGCCAAUUAUGCACCUGAUGACCCCUGGUCCGCCUUCUCCCAGAGCUCCUCCUCCUCCGAUGCGGCCAGCAGCAACCAGUCCACGUCGUGUGUCUUCACCAUCCAGGUCUCCCGCACCAGCGGCGUCUUCAUCAUCUCCAUUAUCGUUCCUGUCACCCUGAGCGUGUAUCUGUGCUUCUCGGUGUUCUUCGCUAAGCCCGACGACCUUGAGACUCGAUCCGCCACGUUUCUGACGCUCUUCCUCGCCCUCGCAGCCGUGCAAUUUGUCAUCGACGGUCAGCUGCCUCGCUCGUCCGCCAUCACACGGUUUGGCUAUCUGGUCAUCAUCUCCUACGUCUUCAUUGUGCUCUCUGCUGUGGAAACCCUCAUCGUGUACCUUAUCUCUGACAGGCUCGAGAAGGAUGUGGUGGACGUUGUUGGGGACGUACACGAGGUAGUCAAACGCUCCUUGACACAGGAUUAUUCCGACAAGCAAAUCCCGAGCCCGCCCAAGGACAAGAAAUUAUGUAUGCCAUGCAACAACGCCAAUGGUGGGGAGGAAAACGAGGGGCUUCGCAAGGCUGAAGUGGAGGAAGCGGGCGACGAGAACGGCAGCGCGAAGGAGGAAGAGACUGAGCGCCCAGAGGCUGAGAUGAAGAGCGGGAAACUCACGAGAAUUCCCACCAAACACUGGAAAUUCAGCCUUUUCGGUUAUCAUUUGAAGCCAGUCAAAGAAGAAAAGGAAAAUGAUGGCAACUAUCUUUUGGCCGUCAGGAUUGACUUUGUUUGCUGUGUUACCUUCUUCUUUGGUUAUACCCUAUGUGUAAUCCUUCUCUACACAAUUUAGAUAGAAGCUUGUCGGUGCAACAUUUUGGUAAUA
Messenger RNA from Closterium sp. NIES-67, 2013 nucleotides. The record is from the annotation of a GenBank genome assembly. NCBI's taxonomy places the organism in Eukaryota, Viridiplantae, Streptophyta, Zygnematophyceae, Desmidiales, Closteriaceae.